AUGUGGCCUCGACGGGUCUAUCCCCGCAAGAAGAGGGCUGGUGAGAGGCUCAACCUCACCCCGAAGCCGGACCUAGCCCUCCCGGGGAAGACAGAGGCGCCGCCGCCAGGUCUGAAGGGAUUGCGGAAGAUUGCUGAGAAAGAGGAAUUGAACAGGCCCAGAGGCAGCAGCUCACAGCUGCCGAGUCAGUUAAGUGUUACAGGAGAGGAAAGCCUGCAAGAAAAUGAUAGCCCUGGCAAAGAGACCCCAGAUGAGAAGAAAGCUCUGUUGAGUUCAGUGACUCAUGACUUCGAGAUUGACAGCUGUUCAUCCGGCAGUGAACUCGUUUCAGGUCUGACUUCGGAGCAUGAUGUUUCCAGUUGGCCCCUGAGUUGUUCAGACACAGACUCGUAUACAAGGACGACUGAAGAGAGUAGAAGUAGCUUCUCAUCACCUGAGCUGUUCAGAGGCUCAGACUGUUUGGAUUGGGAGCAUCCCAAGUUGGAAGAGUACAAGUCUCUCAAGAAUUCCACUCUUCUAGACACCAGUAAAGCAGUAACUAUAGAGAAGGCACCACAGCUUGCAAACCUCUCAGCAAUUUUGAGUUCCUCUUCAGAAGACUAUGAGAAAUGCCAUAGAAACAUAGGGAUGACAUUAGAAGCCCCACAUAUCUCUCCAGUACCACAGUAUACUUCAAAUGUAGCAUCAGUUGUAGAAAAUGAAGCUUCUGAGGUUAUAUUUGCUGGGAAAACUGGCCCUCCAACCACCAAAAAAACAAAGAAAAAACCUGAAAAGGAAUCUGAAGAUAGAGGUCCACAAGUUCAAACAAAGUUAAGCUCUGGUCAUCUAGACAGCAAGGCUCCAUUCUCCCAUCAUAGCUUACCUCUUGAAAUCGUUGCCAUGAAGGAUGCUCUUCUGCCUCAAACCCUAGAAACUGUGUUGAAAAAAAGUUCUACUCCUCCUGAUAAACAAAGCAAAGCCCUGUUAACAAGUACACCAUCUUCAGACACAGCUGACUUUGUGAUUGAUUUGUCUCCAGUGCAAAAUGUAUCUUUUGAAGAACUAUUCCCAAAUGUCAGCAAUUAUGUUAACUCAAGUGAAAUUGUUCCUGUGUCAAGUUGGCAAGAAAGUUCUUCAAAUGAGUUUCCUUCAUAUGCAUCAGAGCUCUGUUGUAUUAUUAAGGCAUCACCAGGAACUAGACAGAUUAGAAGUAAACAUGCCACUGUAAACAAAAACUGUUCUCCUCCUAAAGAUGUUCCUCCAGAUAUUAUAAUGAAGACGAAUGGCAGAACAUAA
Peromyscus californicus insignis is the source of this 1275-nucleotide messenger RNA. RefSeq names its product meiotic kinetochore factor (gene Meikin). The record is from RefSeq and is a predicted model, not a curated record. The transcript has 15 exons. Bases 1 to 1275 code for a protein of 424 amino acids. Gene Ontology annotation, biological process: meiotic sister chromatid cohesion, centromeric; female meiosis chromosome segregation; homologous chromosome segregation. NCBI's taxonomy places the organism in Eukaryota, Metazoa, Chordata, Mammalia, Rodentia, Cricetidae. Gene Ontology annotation, cellular component: kinetochore.